GGGCUCCGCGUGGUGAAGGAGCCGGUUGAAGGGGAGAGAUUCGAGAAUUGAGAAUUAUAAUUAAACAGUUUUGUAUCACUACAGUUAUACGAGCGGUGGAAGUGUGCCGUUAAUCGAGCGCUCGGGCAAUGGUGCGGAUCGUUUAAGGAAUCUCGAGUUCGUUGAAGAGGGAGGUGCGGGAAGCGGAGGAGACGGUGUGGAGACGGACGCAGGCUUCUGCUCUCGCCGCUCGUCCGCCAUGGAGGAGGUCUUACAAACCAUGCGGGAGCUGCGUCUCUCCAGGAGCUCUCCGAACGUCACGGAGAAUGGCAGCCGAGAUGACGGAGGUGGCGGCGGCGGUUCGAGCUCCUACGUGCUUGGCGUGGACUGGGCCGGCGAGCGCCUCGCCGCCGCCUCCUCCGACCGCCGCGUCCGCCUCUUCGACCGCCGCACGCUGCGGCCCCUCGCUGCCCUCAAGCGGCACGGGGGCCCCGUGGUCGGCGUCCGGUUCCCGCGCCACAGCCACGACCUGCUCUUCUCGGCGUCCGAGGACGGAGCCGUGCGCUGCUGGGAUGUGCGGCUCUGCGGCGGAAGAGGAGAGGAGGGUUUGGGUAACGAUCCCGUGGCCGUGUUCCAUAGCAACGGGGGCCGCGCGCUCGCGAGCUUUGACGUGAACGCCCCGGGCUCCCUGGUGUGCGCUGGCACCGAGCGCAGCGACAACGACGCCUUCCUCACGUUCUGGGACGCUAGGGGGGGCCGGGGGUCCGGCCGGGGCCCCUCCGGGGACGUGGAACCCGUGGGGGUCUACGAAGAGUCACACAGCGACGACAUCACCCAGGUCUGCUUCCAUCCGGCGGAUGCGGAGCGCGUGGCGAGCGGCGGGGUGGACGGCCUCGUGAAUGUGUUUGACCUGCGACAGGGCAGUGAGGAGGAUGCGCUGCAGGCCACCUGCAACUCGCACUCGUCGGUGGCGGCGCUCGGCUGGUGUGGGCGCGUGGCGGGGGGCGCCGGGCCGCGAGCGGGACUACCCAACGACAGCGGAGUGGGACCCCCCGGCGACAGCGGAGGCGGCGCCGUGGGACUCUCCGGCGACUGGGUUUUCUGUGCCACGCACACGGAGGGGCUGCUGCUCUGGGACCUGGAGCAGGUCGCCACGGAGACGGACGAUCGCCCGCUCACCAUACUCAACGUGCCCGACGUGCGGAUACCGGAGGUAACCGGCGGUGUGCGGUUGGAUUACGUCGUCGAUGCCUUCUACCACGAGCGGGCUGACCUCCUCUUCAUCGCCGGGGGCACUCACGGCGGCGACCUCCACCUCCUGACACCCGAGUUUGACUCCCUCCGCCGUGGCUCGCCGCCUCUGCGAACCGUGUGCGCCCUGCGUGGGGGUCACCGUGCCACCGUGCGGUGCCUCGCCUGGGAUGGAGACGACCGCGGCUCGCUCGUCACGGGCGGAGAGGACGGGCAGCUGGUACUGUGGCGGCCGCCGGGGCCGGGCCUUGCCGGCGCUGGCGCCGCCGGUGUGGCCCCCAAGCUCCCAUCGGCCGUGCACAGGAAGGGGCGUGUGCGCUCGACGGCGCCAUACAAGACCAAGCGGAAGUGACGGCCAAAGCGAUGCAACGCGCUGAUCUCCACUCAUUCAUGUCCUAGGCCCUAAUUCCACUUCACAGUCCUUCAUAUCCUGACUCAACCCCUUCAUAGGAAAAAGAUCCCCAUGCCCUCCCCUCCCCUCCACUGUGUGCUGGUGAAUGGUUGUGCCAUAGGCUUGCAUCAAAUAUAUUAGUGCAGUGUUUCUCAACUCCAGCCCUUGCGACUCCCCCUUUGUCCACCUUCUUACGGUUACCAAUAUUUUGUGUUCUUAUUCCGGACUUUUUCUGCCCUCGUGGAGUUUGCCAACCCGCGUAACUUCACUUUUGCUUGUCUUGGACAUCGUCUCGACGUCCACUCCAUAGUCCUUCAUAUCAUGCCUCACCACUCCGCACCUCUUCUUUCUAGACUUGCCUCUGGGUCUCUGCCCUGAUGCGUACAUGUUCAUCACGAAUCUUUUCUAUUCAUAUACAAAUGAAUGCACUGUAUGUAUCCUGUCUGGAUCUUAUGGGUGGUUGUUUGUGUAAGCUAAGCCUGGUUAGUGGUUGGAUGGGAGAUUACCUGGGAAUGUCUGUGUUGUGGGUGUGGGCUGUGUUCAGGACAUGGCAGUUGGAUCAUUGAAUCUAUUUGUGGAGAUUAAAGUUGUGCGUUUUACGUGGGUUUUUUCCGGGUUCUCCGAUUUCUUUCCACAGCAAUACUCGUUAAUAAAUUGGCUUAACAUAAUUUAGAACCCCCCUUAAAAAACUAGAGACUCAUUAAGGCUCCGCUUGGUAACAAAUGGCAUGAUAACAAAUUUGAAGUGGUUUUGAAAACCAAGAUUUAAAGUACAAACUUUAUUUUUUUUAAAUGCAUAUGAUCACAGCAUAUGCUGACUUAGUUUAGGAUUAUCCUAAUUGAAAGUGUAAGCUUCCGUGCGUGUGACUCACCGUGGUCAGAUUGCUACUGUACAGUUUUCACAACAAAAUCGAGUUGUGCUUGCUCAGGCAAGUCGGCGUUGGAUGGGCAUUUUUUUUAUAUGUCGGAAAUAAAAAAAACACAUCAA
Molecule: messenger RNA, 2608 nt
Organism: Lethenteron reissneri (Far Eastern brook lamprey)
Lineage: Eukaryota; Metazoa; Chordata; Hyperoartia; Petromyzontiformes; Petromyzontidae
Gene: WDR89
Product: WD repeat domain 89
Molecular function (GO): protein binding
Source: RefSeq, a predicted model, not a curated record